AUUCAACGAUGGGCAUCAUCACAAUGAUUGCGUGGUUCCGGAGGAGGUAGGCGUGGAACUGGGAAAGUAAAGCGGAGCAGGCGCAGAGGAGACACAACGUGGGGCACGACUCGGUCAGUAAAGACCACUGGAAUCAUAAUUAAUAUUUAUCAUUCCCUGCACUACUGUACUGCACACAUUCCCCGGUUCGCCCUUCCACUGUUAAAGUAUGAUUCUUUAUGGCUAGGUCGUAGCCACAAUCUUUUUGAUCUCAUCAGGCUCGGUCGGUUCCAAUUCCAUCGCCGCUGCUCCUCUUUUUCUGCCUUGUCCCCGCACCCUCUCAAGAAGCGUCAGUAACUUGUAGGAGCAGUGCAAUUAUAUAUCCAACAGGCACUGCCUCGCCCCCGCAACACAAAAGCAGCAGUUUAUUAGAAAAUGGUGUCGUACUAUCCUCAGGAAAAGUGAAGCAAAUUAAGACCGAGUGGUAAAGUUGGGAGGAAAAAGAUUGCAGCAUUUAAAGAGCAGGGUGUGCGUGACUGUGACCGGCCGGAGAGCAGCUGGGGCUUGACUUUGAUCAUCGAUCCAUGGAGAAUCAAGUACUCGAUCAACUUCCAUAUCACAUGGCUCACGGCUACGGAGGAGGAGACGGGGCCUGCAGCUUCUUCCCCGGAGGAGAUCAUGCGGCUGCUGCUAUUAACCCUACCAAUCUACCCUGGUCGACGUCUCUGCCAGCUUCAUUUCAUUCGACGAACCCAGCGGCUUCCCUCCACCAAGUUGAUCAGGACCUCGCCGUGUGUCCUGGUUCGCUCCCUCCUUUUGCCCCUUCCCUCUACGGAGCCGGCGCCGUGUACCCCAAUCCGUCACCUGCAGGGCUGAUGGAGUUAGCCGGCGGCAGUGCGUUUAUGGGGUUGAAUCGUUUCCUACGAGGGACGGAUAUUCAAGGCUCCUCCGCCUCCUCGUCUCUCUUCGGCACCAUUCACGCCGAGCUGGGGAAGUUAACGGCCCAGGAAAUCAUGGAUGCCAAGGCUUUGGCCGCCUCCAAGAACCACAGCGAGGCCGAGCGCCGCCGCCGCGAGCGCAUCAACGGCCAUCUUGCUAAGCUCCGCAGCAUGCUCCCCAACACCACCAAGACGGAUAAAGCGUCGUUGCUGGCGGAGGUCAUCCAGCACGUCAAGGAGCUGAAGCGGCAGACUUCGGAGAUCGCAGAGGAGAGCCCGCUGCCUACGGAGGCCGACGAGGUCGCCGUCGAAUCCGCCUGCGACGAGGACGGGAAGUUGGUGGCCAGAGCUUCGCUUUGCUGCGACGACCGCCCCGACCUGCUCCCGGACCUCAUCGCCGCGCUCAAGGCGCUGCGGCUCCGCGUCCUCAAGGCCGAGAUCACCACCGUCGGCGGCCGCGUCAAGAACGUCCUCGUCGUCUCUCACGCCGAGGAGCAAGACGACGAUCCGGACGAUGCUAUUGGCGACGUCGACGGAGGCCACAUUAAGCAGCAGCAGCUGAUGGCCGCCGUCCAAGACGCAUUGAGGGCCGUGCUGGAGCAGGCGACCAAGCACGAUCAGUCGCCCGGCGGAACCAAGCGACAGCGGACGGCCGGCUUAUCGGCGGCAGGUAUGAUCGAGCACAGCUGCAAUGUCUGAGUACUUAGCUUGCUGCUUGAUUAACUCGGCCGGUGGACAUUCUCUGCAGGGCUCUUGCAUGCAGGGAGCUAGGUAGCUAAAAAUAUAACAUAAAUAUGACAUAUAUUAAUUACAUAUAGUUUAAGUUCUUAAUUAAUCAAUUACAGCGGUGUGAUUUGGGUGUCUACGUACGUAGCUAAAUCAACAAGGUUUGUGUUAAUUUGCUUGUGAAUCUGGUAAAUUUUUAAAACCAGGAAUUGGCAGUGUGUUCUUGUGUACUUGCAAAAGUUUGGAAUGUACGACAAAUGGGCUUUUCUAUA
Zingiber officinale is the source of this 1915-nucleotide messenger RNA. Its product is annotated as transcription factor bHLH30-like. The record is from RefSeq and is a predicted model, not a curated record. Bases 564 to 1616 code for a protein of 350 amino acids. Gene Ontology annotation, molecular function: DNA-binding transcription factor activity; protein dimerization activity. The transcript is spliced from 2 exons. Lineage: Eukaryota; Viridiplantae; Streptophyta; Magnoliopsida; Zingiberales; Zingiberaceae. Gene Ontology annotation, biological process: regulation of DNA-templated transcription.